CUCUUGCCCGUCGGCUCCUGGGUUGGCAGGAUUGGUUUCGGUGGCUUCAGAACCAGUAUGUAGAAGAUGAGUUUUACUACAUGCAUGUCGCUCCUUCAAGCCGCCAUUUAUGAUUUUGAAGGAUCCUUGUCCCUUCAGCUCUGAACUUCAUUUACCGUGACCAGCGAAGUAAAGGGAGUUCAUGAAGUGCUUUCUCCACCUUGAGUCAUCAUGAGUAGUAAUUUAGGAAAAGAAAAAGACUGUAAAGAGAAGGAUCCAAAAGUUCCAUCCGCCAAGGAGAGGGAGAAGGAGGCGAAGGCCUCUGGAGGAUUUGGGAAAGAAAGCAAAGAAAAGGAACCUAAGACCAAAGGGAAAGAUGCCAAAGAUGGAAAGAAAGACUCCAGUGCUGCGCAGCCUGGAGUAGCUUUUUCUGUGGACAACACCAUAAAACGCCCAAAUCCAGCCCCCGGGACGCGCAAAAAGUCCAGCAAUGCAGAGGUGAUUAAAGAACUAAAUAAAUGUCGGGAAGAGAACUCAAUGCGCCUGGACUUAUCCAAGAGGUCUAUACAUAUGCUUCCAUCAUCAAUCAAAGAGUUGACACAGUUAACAGAACUUUAUUUAUACAGUAACAAACUGCAGUCCCUGCCUGCGGAGGUGGGCUGCCUUGUGAAUCUGAUGACACUGGCCCUGAGUGAAAACUCACUUACCAGUUUGCCUGACUCUCUUGAUAACUUGAAGAAACUGCGCAUGCUUGAUCUUCGGCAUAACAAACUAAGAGAAAUUCCUUCAGUGGUGUACAGACUAGAUUCUCUCACCACCCUUUAUCUACGCUUUAAUCGCAUGACUACUGUGGAAAAGGAUAUCAAAAACUUGUCGAAACUCAUCAUGCUUAGCAUUAGGGAGAACAAAAUCAAACAACUACCUGCUGAAAUUGGUGAAUUAUGUAACCUCAUAACGCUGGAUGUAGCUCACAAUCAGCUUGAACACCUUCCAAAGGAGAUUGGAAACUGCACACAGAUCACCAACCUUGACCUGCAGCACAACGAGCUCCUGGACCUCCCAGAAACUAUAGGAAACCUGUCCAGUUUAAAUCGUCUUGGCCUAAGGUACAACAGAUUGUCAGCAAUACCCCGGUCUUUAGCAAAAUGCAGUGCGCUCGAGGAGCUUAAUUUGGAGAACAACAAUAUUUCUACCUUGCCAGAGGGCCUCUUAUCAAGUCUCGUGCACCUGACCAGUUUGACUCUGGCUAGGAAUUGUUUCCAGUCCUACCCUGUAGGUGGCCCAUCCCAGUUUUCCACCAUCUAUUCCCUCAACAUGGAACACAAUCGAAUCAAUAAAAUCCCAUUUGGAAUUUUUUCUAGAGCUAAAGUAUUAAGCAAACUGAAUAUGAAGGACAAUCAGCUCACCUCACUUCCCUUGGACUUUGGAACUUGGACCAGUAUGGUGGAAUUGAAUUUAGCCACUAAUCAGCUAACAAAAAUCCCUGAGGAUGUGUCUGGACUUGUUUCUCUGGAGGUCUUAAUCUUGUCAAACAAUCUCCUAAAGAAACUUCCUCAUGGCCUUGGAAACCUGAGGAAAUUAAGAGAAUUGGAUUUGGAGGAGAACAAACUGGAAUCCUUGCCAAAUGAAAUUGCUUACCUCAAGGAUUUGCAGAAACUAGUCUUGACAAACAACCAGUUGACUACUCUUCCCAGAGGAAUUGGUCAUCUGACAAAUCUUACACAUCUUGGCCUAGGAGAGAACCUGCUUACCCAUCUUCCUGAGGAAAUUGGAACACUGGAGAACCUAGAAGAGCUGUAUUUGAAUGACAACCCCAACCUGCACAGCCUUCCCUUUGAGUUGGCGCUCUGCAGCAAACUGUCAAUCAUGAGUAUUGAGAACUGUCCACUCAGCCAUCUUCCACCUCAGAUUGUUGCCGGGGGCCCUUCCUUCAUCAUUCAGUUCCUAAAGAUGCAGGGUCCAUACCGUGCCAUGGUUUGAAGCAAAUCAGCCGGUCCCAUACACUGUACAAAAUACAAACUGCAUUAAUGUCAUCUCCUAUCUAUAUCUGUGGAUAUCGAUAUACAUAUAGCAGAUUUAUUAAGACUGCAUUAUGUGUUUCUGCUAAUAGAGGAAUCAUAGCCAUUUAGAUUUUUUUUUUAUUCUGUACAAAUUGCUUGUUUAAUUUUUCUUUGCCGAAUUUGGUGGAUGUUUGUCUAAUGAGCAGUCUGGAAUAUGCCAGUUCACUUAAAAGAAUUGCCAGCAAAUUCACUGGUUGUUAAAUUUAAGGGACAAAAGAAGCGUGGUUAGGUUUCUUUUCCAUUUGGAAAAAUUGUGUAUAAACUUAUUUGAUUCAAGUUUUCAUUCCCGUUUUCCCCCUCCUGUUUGUCAGAGCCCGUAGUAUCACAUACCCUGAAGGUAGGAUUAUUCUUUAACUUAUUUUGAGAUUUUAAACGAAAUGGUUUUUAUAUAUUGUUUACAGUCAGAGUAAAUCACUGGAUUUUUUUAUUUGUUUUGAUUUGCUCUGUUUUAAUCAAUCAUAUCUAGAAUUUAUAUGCUUCUGAAGAAUUUGUAUCAGCUGGUUUAUAUACUAUAAGAAUAUUUGCUUAUCAAAACAACUAGUAAACUGAAAAGAUAGUCAGGAAUGCUUGAAUUAUUUUAAUUGUGCUUCUCUGGGUUUUCAGUUGUGAGGCAAAUCAUAUCUGAACUGAGCCUUUUCGGGGAGUGAGAUCUUUUCUAGCACAAAUAGUCUUUUCAGUUUGGGUGUUUAAUGAGAAAUAAGUUCAGUGUAAAGCAAUUUACAUUUUGAGAAGUAGCAGUUCCAAAAAGUCCAACAAAACAACUUGGUAAGAAAUCCUCUCUUUUUUUUCCAUCUCUCUCGCUCUCUCGCCAUUCCCUCCACUCCCCACGCCCCCUCCCCCCGCUUUGUUUCUUUCUCUUUCACUCUCACCCCACCCCUACACACACACAUUCUCUAUGUAUGUAUAGAUAUACAAUCCUAUAUAGAUAUGUACGUAUUUAUUAUGUCAUAAACUACGCAGGUAAUUUUAAGGAUUUCUCCCCAUCCUUGUACAAUGAAAUGAAUUGAAUGUCUCUUUUAAACACUGCAAUGUAUGUAAGUUUUAAGGUUAUUUAACAAUGUACUUUGGUUUUAUAUCUUGACUUGCCUUGUACAUCUUUCCAUUCUGGAAUUUCUGCGUCCAAGCACAAUAUCUUCACACUGUGCUGUAUUGCUGCUGAACGAAAUGCACUUUUCCCCAUGUGUGGGGCACUUGCUUUAGACUCUUCUGUUCAGUACCAGAGCUAUUCACUUUAACCUCAUCUAUCCUCUCUUGAUAGUAAAUCCAGUUUUAGGAAAAGAGAGGCACAUGUUCAGUUGUGCAAAGAGGCUGUUGGUCACCCAGUGGGAGUACUGUAAGCCACGCAUGUGCUAUUAUUUCAAUUUUAUUUCUUUUUCUUGGCUGCUUUUAAGACUAGCAAUGCUGCAGUAAAUGUUUGCUGCUUACAAUACUACUUGUGUAGUGCCAGUAUACGUUGGGUUGUUUGUUUUUGUUUUUUUCCAUCAUGGAGACUCAGAAGGCAGUUACAUUCCAGACUAUUGAAGUGAAUAUGAAUUAUGAAUUGCUGCUUGAGUUUUGUCACUUAGGCAGGAAAUCUUUUUGAACAAUAUGUAAAAUUUCUUAGUUUGACCCCAAAGAAAUAUAUAUUCUAAAGCCCAGAAAUUGGAGGAAUGACCUGAGGGUGGUUUUCCGCCCUUCGAAUAGGAUUCUUGAGUUACUGUACUGCCAUGACUGAUUGAUCUAGAACCUGUAUUCUUACUUACAUUCUCACAAGGAGCAACUUUUAAAGUGGAAGGCAGGUGGAGAUAUGAAACUCUUAGAGGGCUAAAUGUGCUGUAAAACUAUUGUAAAUGUCACUGGAUUUUUACCAAGUAACAUCCUUUCUUCUUCUUUUCCCAUGUACUGUGGCCUUUUCUGUUUAAAUUUUACUCUGUAGUUAAGGAAAUUUGUCUAUUACAGCUCUCUCUGGAGUUACCUUUUUUCAGCAUUAAAAGUGUGAAGAUGCUGGAGCCUGACAUCGAGGACUGUAAUCUAACUCCUGAGAGUUUCCUUGGGGGAAGAUGUGAAAUUAUGAUGAUUCUUAAAAUGAAAAUAGAUAUUCGUUGGGUCUUAAGCAUGCCUGCCCUCCGUUCCUCCCCUCCGCCCCCCCCCCCCC
This is a messenger RNA of Tachyglossus aculeatus (Australian echidna), 4173 nucleotides long. It is a transcript of the gene SHOC2, whose product is annotated as SHOC2 leucine rich repeat scaffold protein. The record is from RefSeq and is a predicted model, not a curated record. The transcript is spliced from 8 exons. The coding region runs from base 211 to 1959 and encodes 582 amino acids. Gene Ontology annotation, molecular function: protein binding. NCBI's taxonomy places the organism in Eukaryota, Metazoa, Chordata, Mammalia, Monotremata, Tachyglossidae.